AUGCUUUCUUUGAGAAGUGCAUGUGUCCAUCAAGGCUCACUGUUUGCGAACAAUACAUCAUGGAAACCAGACACCUGUCAAGACUGCAUCUGCUACAAUGAUAUUGUCAUCUGCAAACCCACUCGCUGCCAAAAUCCCCAGUGUGACUUUCAGAGGGGUCAACGCUUGAGAAUCCCACCCAACAAGUGCUGUCCAGAAUGUUUUGCACAGUUGCCCGGGGUCUGUCAGCAUGAAGGAAUGGUUUAUGGGCAUGACAGUCAGUGGAGUAAUUCCAAAUGUUCGGUGUGCACAUGCUCUCAUGGCAAGGUGACCUGUGGGCCACGUGCUUGUCCUUCUCUUAGUUGUGGGAAAGACCAGAGUCCUUUCAUCCCAGAUGGAGACUGCUGCCCUGUAUGUGCUCACAAUGGAGCCUCCUGCUCUUGGGAAGGCCGUCAGUACAGAGAUGGGGUGGAAUGGACAACCAGCCCCUGUGCAAAGUGUCGAUGCAGAAACGGUCACACUGAAUGCCUGGUUGCAGAGUGUCAGCCUGUUACAUGCAAAGCGAGUGAGAACCUGGUGGUCCAGCCAGGACAGUGCUGUCCUCAAUGUGAGCCGAAUCCCUGCAUGGAGGCUGGGAAUGAGUACAAGCACGGCAAGCAGUGGCAGAGGGGCAGCUGUACCACCUGUGUGUGCGAUCGCGCUCAUUCUCGCUGUCAGAUGGAGAAGUGCCCUCCUCUCCACUGUGAUAAGGGUCAGAUGAAGAUCAAGCGACCUGGGCAGUGCUGCGAAGAUUGUGUCUCGUCUAAAGGCAGCUGCCUCUAUGAGGGCAUCGUCCAUUACCAUGGCGAUAUGUGGAAUGGCACAGGUUGUGAGUUCUGUAUGUGUGAACGGGGUCAGGUGCUGUGCCAAAGGGUCGAGUGCGCCAGAAUGGAGUGCCCACAGGGAGAAAAACUGGUCCAUUUGCCUGGGAAAUGCUGCCCAGAGUGUAGGACAACAACCAGUUCCUGUACAUAUUCACAGCCACAUCAAAAGGGGCAGAAAGCCAACAUCAAGAGUUUUAGACGCCUCACUAAUCUAGAGAGCAUCAGAGAGGGGCUGUGUCACGAGUGCCAGUGUCAGGAGGGUCAUGUGACCUGUUACCAGCACUCCUGUCCCACCUGUCCGUUGGGCACUCUAACUAUACCUCACCCUGAACAGUGCUGUCCGGAUUGCAAUCCAGCAGUGCAGUGUCACGAGGACUGUUUGACAUGCUCUGGCACACCAGAUCACUGUGACAGCUGUCAGGAUCCUUCUGCCCUGUUGAUGAAUGGACGCUGUCUGCAGUCAUGUCCUGAAGGCUUUUUCGCUCAGGGCAAAUUUUGUGCAGCCUGCCAGCCGUCAUGUGCCACCUGUGAGAAUGACUUUGAAUGCACAGCAUGUGGUGGGUUCUUUCUCCUCAGUGGCAGGCAAUGUGUGACCACCUGUGAGAGAGGUCUGUUCCAGGACCACACACACUGUCUCAGUUGCCAUGACUCCUGUUCAUCUUGCCAGGGGGCGGGGCCUCAAGAUUGUUUGACAUGCUCAGACCCCUCCCACUUACUGAAGGAUGGAUUCUGUGUUUUGGAUUGUGGUCCAGGCUUUUAUGCUAAUCAAGGCAGCUGUUAUGCUUGUGACGCUUCCUGUGCAACGUGUCAACCUGUCAACCCCACUUGCAUGAGCUGCCCCCCUGAACAUGCACUGCAUCAGGGGAAAUGUGUGCCACAAUGUCCACCACAGUAUUACAAGGAUGACCAUGGCCAUUGCCAAGCCUGCCACAGUUCGUGUGCAUCCUGCUCAGGGCCAGCUGUGUCUCACUGCACCUCCUGCUCAAAGUCUCUCAUCCUGAACCAAGGCCAGUGUGUGGAGUCCUGCGGAGAGGGCCUGUUCUCCAGAGGGGGACACUGUCACAGGUGUCAUGCAUCAUGUAGGGUCUGUGUGGGUCCGGAUUCCUCAGACUGCAUGCAGUGUGUCAAACAGGAAGAGGUUAUGCAGCCUCAGAAUGGGCAUGUCUCUCACGGGUCCUGUAUGUCUGCCUGCAGACCACAGCAUUACCUUGAUGCAGAUCAGACCUGCAGAGAAUGUCACAUCUCAUGUUCAGGCUGCUCUGGUGGAAGUUUCCAGAAUUGUACUUCCUGUAAACGCCCCAGUGUCCUUCAUCAAGGGCAGUGUCUCGAUAAAUGUCCCCAUGGUUUCCAUGUUCAGGACCGUACUUGCCAAGCCUGUCAUUCAUCAUGUAAGGAGUGUACGGGCCCGUCUCAGGCUGAAUGUUCUGCUUGUCCGGCCCACGCCAGUCUACAUAACGGCUACUGUCGAACCAGCUGCCCUGAGGGCCAGUACCUGAAUGCUGUAGGUUACUGCAUUGAGUGUGAGGAGGGAUGCCAGCGAUGUGUGGCAGACCUGCAUUCUGGCUUUGGCACUGUGUGUUUGUGGUGUAAGUUUCCCAGGAUGCUGCUGCUGGGAGAUCACUGUGUACCACAGUGCCCACCCAAAUACUACCGGUGGCACAGAGCUUGCAAAAAAUGUCAUUCUUCCUGUGAGGAGUGCAGUGGGGAUGGUCCUCACUCCUGUACUUCCUGUUUGGCCCCUGAGGUUCUGGCCCCAUCAGGUCUCUGCAGCCCUCGCUGUCCAAAUGGAUAUUAUGCUGAUGAAAACAGGGUGUGCCAAAUGUGUGACGCUCAGUGUCUGAGCUGUGAGAUGGCGGGUGUGUGUACGUCGUGUAGCGAUCCAGCUAAAGUGCUUCUGUUUGGGGAGUGUCAGUAUGAGAGCUGUGCUCAUCAGUACUACCUGAACACCACCACACGCACAUGCAGAGAGUGCGACUGGAGCUGUAACGCGUGCCGCGGACCCCUGCGUAGUGACUGUCUGCAGUGCAUGGAGGGAUACGUCCUGCAGGAUGGCAUUUGUGUGCCGGGUUGCUCACCGGGAUUCUACCAGAAUGCUGAGAGAUGUCUGAGCUGUGAUGAGCAUUGCGAGCAGUGCCAGGUCCAUGGCCAAUGCCAACUCUGCCAGUUGCCAUAUGCCAUGUUGAAUGGGCAGUGUGUGCUGGAAUGCGGCAAGCGCUACUUUCUAGAUGCCUCGACCCGUCAGUGCACCGCAUGCUCAGCUGGUUGCUUGGAGUGUGUGAGUGCAGGUGAGUGCCGUGUCUGUGCUGAGAACUCCUUCCUGAAGGGUGGCCAAUGCAUCGUGGACUGUGGUCACGGAUACUAUGCUGACCGAAAAACAAGAGCCUGUCGGGCAAACAGCCGUGCUCCAUCUCUUUACAUCAAUGGCUCUCUGCUGGUUCCUAUUGGUGGAGUUAAGCCUCUGGAUCCGGCACUCCUGUCAAUCAAGGAUGCAGAUAGCCAGUCAGAAAGCAUGUUGCUCCAGCUCCUUCAGCCACCCAGUAACGGCCAUCUCGUGGUCCUGGAAAAUGACAGAGAGAGAGCACUGGGCAGAGACGACACUUUCACCUUGACUCAGCUCAAACGUAGAGCUGUGCGCUUCAUUCACGAUAAAGAGCAACCCAAAAGUGGGCAGUUCAUGUUAAGAGCAGCAGAUCCUCAGCUGUUCUCUCAGCCUCAGAGUGUUCCAGUGCAGGCGCUCUCCCAGCAGCCACCCACUGUGAUCACCAACCAAAUUCUGUACAUUAACUCUGGUGAGACAGCCGUCAUCAGCAGAUCUAUUCUUCACAUCAGUGACCUCGAUAAUCCACAAGACGUUUUCAUCACGGUUCUGGAUCCGCCUCAACAUGGCCACCUGACACACGUGCAUGGUGAUGUGCAGGUGACCCAUUUUAAACUGGAAGACCUGGAUCGUGAGCAGCUGCAGUAUGUACAUGACGGUUCAGAAGGAGACCAGGACAGACUUCUGCUGCAGGUCAAUGAUGGGCACAGCUACCAGAACAUCCUGUUUCACAUCAGCAUUGCGCAAAAGGUUGGAUUGACUCCUCACCUGCGUUCAGUGCCCAGGACCUGGGUGAGGGAGGGAGGAAUGGUGCGGCUGUCUAAGAAGUGCCUCAGUGCUCAUUUCCAAGGAACCAGUGACUCUGAAAUCCUGUACACCAUUCAUUCUGAGAGCGGACAGCCCAAAUACGGAGAGAUUGUGCUGGUGUCUAUGCCCGCUGACGGUCCUGUGGAGGCAUGGCAGUCCUUCCCAGAUGCUCAGGACACCACACCAACCAGCUCAUUUACACAGCAAGAUGUUAAUGAGGGGACUGUCUGGUACAGACACUAUGGAUCCGGAUCACAGAGAGACACUUUUCAGUUUCAGGUUUCAAGUGAGGUCUAUCCAGAGACUCUGAGUGAUACGCAGACCUUCAGUAUAGGAGUGAUGCCUCAGACCCCUGGCCUACCUCAUCUCUCACCUGGAGCCGACCUGCAGAUCACUGCACUGGAAGAUCGCGUGACUGUGAUAUCUCCUUCUGCUCUCUCCUUCACUGACUCUGAGACGCCCAGCGACAAGCUUGUCUACAACACCACCAAAGCCCUUACCUCAGGCCACGGUACGCUGGAGCACAGGGACAGACCUUACCAUCAUGUGCGUCUCUUCACACAGGCUGAUGUAGACCUUAAGUGCUACAAAGAUCAAGGUGGGCAACAGUUAGCAGUGACGGAUGCUGAUACGGCCCCUGACGAACUAGAGUUUGAAUUGGUGGAGGGGCCGCUACAUGGGACCCUCCUGAGAGUGGACCUUGGUUCCCAGGUACAGAUGGUCAAUGGGGACACCUUCACCUCCAGUGACGUCACCAGGAAUGUUCUGCAGUAUGAGCAUGCGGGUCUCACCACUGAGGAGGACUCCAUGACUUUCUCUGUGACGGACGGGAUCUCCAUGACCUCCAUCACGCUGCAGGUCUUGGUGUCAGAGGUCAAAGGUGACGCACCCAAACGUGACCCUAAGGCCCUGCUGUCAAUGGAGGUGGCGGAGAAGAGCAGCACAAUCAUUAGACGUUCCCAGUUAGCUUAUGUGGAUGACGAAUCUCCCGAUGAGAGAGUUUUUAUGCAGUUAGUUUCUGUACCAAUGUAUGGGAUCCUUACCAAAACCAAGGCUGAAACAAACCAUGAAGAACUUAGUGAAUAUUCCUCCUUUACAAUGGAGGACAUCAACAACCACAAAAUCAGGUAUGUUACAUCCUUUGAAACGGGUAACCAGCCUGUCACUGACAUUUUCCACUUCGUUGUUUAUGAUGGUGAGAACAAUCGUUUGGAGAACCAGAUGUUCACUAUCACCAUCACGUCUAUCCAGAGGCAGCCACCUGUUGUCACCGUGCGCAGUGGCAUUAAGGUUCAAGAAGGAGGGAGGGUCCAGCUCUCAGCCAAUCACAUUAUUGCAUCUGACCCAGACACACCCAGAAAGGAUCUGCUGGUGUGGCUUAUCAGCCCACCAAAGUAUGGCUUCAUUGAGAACACAAAACAAGCAGCGAUUGGUGGAUCUCGCGUGAUCAGCCCCGACGUUCCCUUCACUAUAGAAGACCUCACCUCAGACCAUAUCUUCUACAAUCAAAACAUCCGCCAAGCUAACAUCCGCCAGGAUGUCUUCAGCUUUUACAUCAGUGAUGGAUCAAGCCAAACUGAGGCUUUUGAUGUCACCAUAGACAUCCAGCACACCAAGGAAGACAGAGUCCCAAUUAUCUCAGUAAACAGCAUCCAAGUGGAGGAGAACUCCGGUGUGGUCAUCACUAACUCCUCCCUGAAUGUGCUGGACCAGGACACACCUGAAAAUGAGCUUCUCUUCGCCCUCAUCAAGAAACCGUCAUAUGGGAAGCUACGCAGAAGGCAGUUCUACUCUCAACCUUUAGAGAAUGGCAGGAUUCUUCAGCAAGGAUCCACCUUUACUUACCAGGAUGUUCUAGAUGAGCUGCUGGUCUACACCCCAGAAGGACGUGGCUCUGGGACAGACGAGAUCCAGUUUUCAGUAACAGAUGGCAUAUACACGGAGACCGGUCGUCUGGAGUUCAGCAUGGAUAUUAGGAAGCGAGAAGGCCCUAGAGUUACAAUCAACAGAGGACUGCAAAUUGCAUCAGGUUCCUCAUCUAAGAUCACAGAGCAGCAUCUGAAAGGGAUGGACGUAGAUUCAGAUAACCUUAAGCUGCGGUUCACCCUCACUAAAGACCUGAGCGUGGGCUCCCUGCUGCUGAAUACAGGCAGAAACAAGGCUCAGAUAUCCGUCAAAGGACCUGUCACCAGCUUCACCCAGGAUGAUAUCAACAAAGGACAUGUGGAAUACAUUCAUGAAAAGGGAGAAAGUGGAGGCAGCUUCUCUUUCAAGUUCAACCUGGAAGAUCCCGAGGGAAACCGAGUCAUUGACCAAUCUUUCUUCAUUAGUGUUCUGGAGGACAGACAUCCUCCCACAGUGGUGGUUAAUAAGGGUUUGGUUAUGGAUGAGAACACCUUGAAGAAGAUCACAACACUGCAGCUGUCCUCUACAGAUCAGGACAGUGAACCAGAUGAACUCAUUUACAGAGUCACCAAACAGCCCCAGCUCGGCCAUCUAGAACAUUCCAGCAAACCAGGAACACGGAUCAGCACAAUUUCACAGACAUUCUAUAUCAGCAUCCGGCCGGUGGACGAUUCUCUGCCCAUCCUGCAGGUGCCAGGGAUGAGGGUGCAGGAAGGAGUGAGGAAGACCAUCACUGAGUUUGAGCUGAAGGCUACCGAUGCUGACACAGAGGAGGACUCUGUUACGUUCACUAUCGUUCAGGCUCCUCGUCACGGGACCAUUGAGCGCACAAGUAAUGGUCAGCAUUACCGUCAGACCAACACCUUCACUAUGGACGACAUCUAUCAGAACCGCAUCAGUUACAACCAUGAUGGCAGUAACUCCCUCAAAGACCGAUUCACCUUCACUGUCGGUGAUGGCACCAACAUGUUCUUCAUCAUCGAAGAGGGUGGAAAAGAGGUUGUCACCGCUGCUCCACAAAAGUUUAAAAUCGAUAUUUUACCUGUUGAUGACGGGACCCCUCGUAUUGUCACCAACCUGGGCCUGCAGUGGCUGGAGUACAUGGAAAAUAAGGCCACCAAUCUGAUCACCAAGAAAGAGCUUCUCACUAUUGAUCCGGACACAGAUGAUGGACAGCUGACUUAUGAAGUCACUACAGAAGCUAAACACGGCUACCUGGAGAGUAAACUCAAUCCUGGCAAACCUAUCACCUCUUUUACGCAAGCUGACAUAAACCUGGGCCUUAUCCGAUACGUUCUGAGUGAGGACAAUGUUCAAGAGACCAUGGACAACUUCAGGUUCUUUGUGAAGGACAGCAAACCCAACAUUGUCAGUGACAAUGUGUUUCACAUCCAGUGGUCUCUUAUCAGCUUUGAGCACAAGAGCUACAAUGUGAGUGAAAAAGACGGAACCGUUGCGGUCACAGUGAAGAGGACCGGGAAUCUGAACCAGUAUGCUAUUGUGCUGUGUCGAACCGAGCAAGGCACUGCCACCUCCACCUCCAGCAUGGGCUCUCGGGCCGGACAACAGGACUAUGUUGAGUAUGCUGGACAAGUUCAGUUUGAUGAGAGAGAAGACACCAAGGUAUGCACCAUUGUGAUCAAUGAUGACCAGGUCUUUGAGAACACUGAGAGCUUUAAUGUGGAGCUGAGUAUGCCAGUGUACGCCCUGCUGGGGUCAGUGACCCGCGCUAAAGUCAAUAUCAAUGACACAGAGGAUGAACCCACCCUGAAGUUUGAUAAGAAGACCUACCAUGUCAAUGAGAGCACAGGCUUUAUCUUUGCUCCUGUUGAAAGAAAUGGUGACACCAGCAGCACAGUCUCAGCCCUCUGCUACACUGUGCCUAAGUCAGCCCGGGGCAGCAGCCUGCACGCUCUCGAGUCCGGCUCUGACUAUAAGACCCGUGGCAUGAGCAGUGACAACAGAGUCAUCUUUGGCCCAGGUGUGAGCAUGUCUACCUGUGAUGUAAAGCUGAUUGAUGACAGUGAGUAUGAACUCUCUGAGGAGUUUGAGCUGGUGCUGUCGGACGCCUCGGAGAAUGCACGGAUGGGUGAUGUCACUGUGGCUAAAGUCAUUAUAGAUGGGCCAAAUGAUGCCUCCACUGUCUUCCUGGGCAACGCGUCCUUCACCUUCAGUGAAGAUGCAGGCACCAUUGAAAUCCCUGUUCUGCGGCAGGGCAGUGACCUUUCCUCAGUAACCUCUGUGUGGUGUGCCACACGUCCUGCUGAACAAGAUUCGGCCACGCCCAGUGUUGACUACAUCCCGAGUUCCAAAAAGGUGGAGUUUAGACCAGGCAAGACCGAGGAGACAUGUAGUUUGACCAUAAUGGAUGACAUUCAGAACCCGACAAUCGAAGGGAAAGAAUGCUUCAUUGUGUUUCUUAGUUCUCCCAACGGAGCGGUCCUGACUGAACCAUAUGAAGCCUCUGUCUACAUCACUGACACCACCCAAGACAUACCUAGCAUGCAGUUUGAAAAGCUGGCGUAUACGGUGAAGGAAAAAGAUGGUGUCCUGCACAUCCCAAUUUUUAGGACAGGAGAUCUGUCCUAUAAGUCUUCUGUCCGUUGCUUCACACGCACAAUGUCUGCUAUGGUGAUGGAUGACUUCGAGGAGAGGAGAAAUGCUGAUGAUUCCAGGAUCACCUUCCGGAAAGGGGAAAAGGUGAAGAAUUGUACCAUAUUGAUCCAGGAUGACUCUGUGUUUGAGCCUGAAGAGGAGUUCCAGGUCCACCUUGGAAGCCCACAGGGUGACCACUGGAUUGGAGCCAUGAUUGGAGUCAACGACAUUGUGACUGUGACCAUAACAAAUGAUGAAGAUGCACCUACGAUCGAGUUUGAGCAAGCCUCAUACCAAGUUUGUGAGCCCCCCGGUCCAGAUGGAAUUGAGGUUUUGAAUAUCAAGGUAAUCCGUAAAGGAGACCUUGACCGCACAUCCAAGAUCCGAUGCAGCACAAGGGAUGGAUCAGCCCAGUCAGGCGUAGACUAUAACCCCAAGAGUCGAGUCCUUAAGUUCAGCCCUGGUGUGGACCACAUCAUGUUUAAGGUAGAGAUCCUGUCCAAUGAAGAUAGAGAGUGGCAUGAAUCUUUCUCAUUGGUCCUUGGUCCAGAUGACCCUGUUGAAGCGGUGCUUGGACAGAUCACCAUGGCAACAGUCACCAUCCUAGAUCAGGAAGCUGCAGGAAGUCUCAUCCUUCCAGCCCCACCCAUUGUGGUGUCUCUGUCAGACUAUGACUAUGUCCAGGAGGUCACUAAAGAGGGCAGUAAGAAAUCUCCAUCUCCUGGAUAUCCUCUGGUCUGUGUGACUCCCUGUGACCCCCAUUACCCCAAAUACUCAGACAUGAGAGAACGCUGUGAGGAGGCAGGCAUCAACCAGACCUCCGUCCACUUCAGCUGGGAGGUCGCAACUCCCACAGACACCAGCGGAGCACGAUCACCCUUUGAGACAGUGACGGAUAACACACCUUACACCACAGUCAAUCACAUGGUUCUGGACAGUAUCUAUUUCAGCAGACGUUUCCAUGUGCGUUGCGUAGCUCAGGCCAGAGAUAAAGCUGGGCACCUGGGAACACCACUGAGGAGCAACAUUGUCACUAUUGGCACUGAGGGAUCAAUAUGCCACACUCCCGUCACCACAGGAACCGCUCGGGGAUUUCAGGCCCAGUCCUUUAUUGCCACUCUAAAAUAUUUGGAUGUCAAACACAAAGAGCAUCCAAACAGGAUCCAUAUCUCAGUGCAGAUCCCUCAUCAGGAUGGAAUGCUUCCAUUGGUGUCCACCAUGCCUCUGCAUAACCUACACUUCCUGCUCUCUGAGUCUAUUUACCGUCAGCAGCACGUCUGCUCCAACCUGGUCACACUUAAAGACCUGCAUGGCAUCUCUGAAACCGGCUUCUUGGAUGAUGUGUCGUAUGACAGCAUAUCCCUGGGUCCCGGAUAUGACCGUCCAUACCAAUUCAACCCUAGUGUUCGAGAACCCAGAAGCAUCCAGCUAUACAAGCAUCUCAAUCUGAAGAGCUGCAUAUGGACAUUUGAUGCGUAUUAUGACAUGACAGAGCUUAUUGAUGUAUGUGGAGGAUCAGUAACUGCUGACUUUCAGGUCAGAGACUCGACUCAGUCGUUCCUGACGGUGCAGGUGCCGCUCUACGUGUCCUAUAUCUAUGUGACGGCUCCUCGUGGAUGGGCCUCCCUAGAGCACCACACAGAGAUGGAGUUCUCCUUCUUCUAUGACACGGUCUUGUGGAGAACAGGCAUCCAGACAGACAGCGUGCUGUCAGCUAGAUUACAGAUCAUUCGGAUCUUCAUUAGGGAUGACGGACGACUGGUGAUUGAGUUCAAAACCCACGCCAAGUUUAGAGGUCAAUUUGUCCCUGAUCAUCACACCCUCCCUGGACAGAAAUCUCACCUGAUGGCUCCAGAUCACUUGGGAGGCAUUGAAUUUGACCUGCAGCUAAUGUGGAGUGCACAGUCCUUUGAUUCACCCUACCAGCUCUGGAGAGCCACAAGCUCCUACAGCAGGAAAGACUACUCUGGGGAGUACACAGUCUUCCUCAUCCCCUGCACAGUACAGCCAACCCAGGCAUGGGUCGACUCUGGGGAUAAGCCUCUUUCCUGCACGGCCCAUGCUCCAGAGAAAUUCCUGCUGCCCAUCGCCUUCCAGCAGACGAACCGCCCUGUUCCUGUAGUCUACUCCCUGGAUACUGAGUUCCAGCUUUGUAAUAAUGAAAAAGUCUUUCUAAUGGAUCCUGCUCUCGCAGACAUGUCUGUUGCUGAGAUGGACUAUAAAGGAGCCUUUUCGAUGGGUCAAACGCUGUAUGGCAGAGUGUUGUGGAAUCCUGACCAGAACUUGAAUUUGGCCUACAAGCUGCAGCUGGAGAAAGUAUAUUUGUGUACAGGGCGGGAUGGCUAUGUACCCUUCUUCGACCCCACAGGCACCUUGUAUAACGAAGGCCCUCAGUAUGGCUGCAUUCAACCGAACAAGCACCUCAAACACAGGUUCCUGCUUCUGGACCGGAAGCAGCCUGAUGUCUGUAACCGCUACUUCCAUGAUGUUCCAUUUGAAGCCAACUUUGCAUCUGACAUUCCUGAUCUCCAGUCCUUGUCUGCGAUGCCUGGUGUAGACGGUUUCACAAUGAAGGUGGAUGCCCUUUAUAAGGUUGAGGCAGGGCACCAGUGGUACCUCCAGGUCAUCUACGUUAUUGGACCGGAGUCCAUAUCUGCUCCCAGAAUCCAGCGCUCAGUGACCUAUGAGCUCAAGCGAAGUCGCCGAGAUCUGGUGGACCGUUCAGGUCAUCUAAUGCUGGAUGAAUCACUGAUCUACGACAAUGAAGGUGACCAGGUAAAGAAUGGCACCAACAUGAAGACCUUGAAGCUUGAGGUGGAACCAUCGGGCACCUUCAAUCCCCAGAUGGGAGGAUCCAUUGGGGGGGGCAUGGCAGCCAUCGUCCUACUUCUCCUGGUCCUUCUAGCCUUCUGCUUCAUGGUCAGAAAGUGCCGCAGGGUUGUAAAAAAGAGGCCUACGAAGGCAGCGGAGGAUUAUCCUCUGAACACGAAGGUGGAGGUCUGUAUAGAACGUCUGGAGAAAAACCUCAACAGCAAGUACUGCUCUGUAAAAAAUGUCAAUGUCCUCAACAAGAACCCAGAGACCUACAAGAUCAAUGGGGUCAAGGUCAAACAGGUCAACCUGGAGGUCAAACUACACAACAACCUGAAUGACGGCACUGAAGUCUGACCUUCUAGAGUAUUUAAUGAGAAAAAGAAACAUUUUCUAUGAAUAUUUGUAAUGACAUUAAUGUAUUUUUGUAUGGCCAUGAGGAUAAAAGGGAAAGUAUGCUUGCCAGCUAUGCAGUGUAAAUCAUUUCACAACUGAGCUACCUCAAACAUUAAUGAGCAACACAUUAUGGGGUCAUCAGAUCUUAUGUUUCAAAUCUCAGUUUUAAAUCAUAGCUCUGUCUAAGAAUCAUAUAAUGGCUCAGUGGUAGCUCAGCCACUUUGUUUAAAGGGAUGGAGAGUUUGUAUCGCUGCACCUGCUGUUUUGUCAUGUCAGUAAAAACACAUGAAAGUAUUAAAGGAAGGAUGAGUGCCAACACUUUUGACAGGGUGAGUGAUGUAAAUAUGUUUAUUAAGUGCAAUUAUUGGAUGACAUGGUCAUCCCUGUAUUUUAAUUUGGCUUUUGAUGCUCUGCCUCAUUGUGUAAUUUACUUUUGGCCUGAUCACCGAUGUGCCAUGCUGAUAUUUGUCAAGUGCGAUUUAUUUAAUUCCAAAUCCGAAUAGACUGCCCAAAGUGAUGCAUUUGUCAGUUCAUGUAAGUAGUUGGUACAUGUAAAUGAUAAAUUGUAUGAAAAUAGAUUUGAUAACCACUAUUGAUUUGUAAUCACUCUACUGACUCAAUUGAAAUGCUGUAACCUCUAUUAUUUUACAACAUUGGACAACAAAAUCUAUUUUUGUUUUAUAUGACUGCUGUCUAUACUGAUAUAACCAAACACUACCAAAAAUCUUCACGUUUUUUUUUUAAAGAUUAUCCACCUCAUGUUAUCCUGCAUUAUUUAGUCUUGUAUUAAUGUCACAUCAUGUAUUACGUAAGGCACAUCUAUAGUUUCUAUCAUUUAUUUACUCAAAUGUUCUGUAAUGUUGUAUCAAGUCAUCACUUGUUACAUGGUGCUGAUUUGAUCAAGAAUAUCCAGAAUCUUUAAAGCACUGGGUGUAGGGUGGGUAAAGCUACGAUUAUUACUUCAUGAUCAGUCUAAGUGUCUCAGUGAGUGCCUAUCAAACAGACAGUUUUUGGAUAUAUCAGAUUUUGGUGCUAUCAUUUAGGGUAAAAUAACAUGAUGCCUGUACUUGUGCCUUUCUAG
Sinocyclocheilus grahami is the source of this 12754-nucleotide messenger RNA. Its product is annotated as extracellular matrix protein FRAS1-like. Bases 1 to 11634 code for a protein of 3877 amino acids. Gene Ontology annotation, molecular function: protein binding. The record is from RefSeq and is a predicted model, not a curated record. Lineage: Eukaryota; Metazoa; Chordata; Actinopteri; Cypriniformes; Cyprinidae. Gene Ontology annotation, biological process: cell communication; anatomical structure morphogenesis. The transcript has 73 exons. Gene Ontology annotation, cellular component: membrane.